Messenger RNA from Haliotis rufescens (red abalone), 729 nucleotides. RefSeq lists its product as uncharacterized. The record is from RefSeq and is a predicted model, not a curated record. Lineage: Eukaryota; Metazoa; Mollusca; Gastropoda; Lepetellida; Haliotidae. The transcript has 6 exons. Gene Ontology annotation, molecular function: calcium ion binding. Bases 176 to 631 code for a protein of 151 amino acids.
AACUACACUGAGAACAUUUUUCCAGCUUGGUGAUCAGGUUUUGUACUUUUUUGCGAUAAAUAAUUAUAAAAGCUGUAAAUUCCUUCACUGCAAACUGACGUUACACUAUCCGAACAAUUGUGGUCUUCGCUCAAAGUGUGACAACUCAGCAGUGUAGUACCGGUACUCCUUGACAAUGUUCCUCGUUAUAACGCUUCUCCUGGCUGUUGGCGUGUACGGUCAGGAUCCACAACACUGCAUCCACAGCAACGUGGACAGUCUGGCAGCUGACAACGUCAUCGAGAAGGUCGUUGCUGACGCUGACAUUAACGGCGACCAUGAACUCUCGCCCCUUGAGGUCAUUAUUGAGUUUAUUGGCAAGUUUGAUGCAAAUGGGGACAGUAUGAUCACAAGGAGCGAGUUUGUUGCAAAAUGGCACGCGUUAUACCGUGACGUUCCGGACUUUGCCGACUACAUCUUCCAGCAUCUGGACCAAACGAACGAUGAUUUCCUCGGACUGUUUGACUUCGUUCCUCUCCAGGCCAUUAUGGACCUGGACCAUGACGGCAAAGUGUCGGACGUUGAGUUCACUAUAUAUUUGACCCACCUGUAUCAAGACUGUGUGCCAUUCUCACAUCAAGACACUGCCUGAGCGUCCUGUGACGUCACUUCCGGUGUGGACAACAGUUUCAUUAUUCAUGCCUCAGUAUUUCAUAUAGAAAGUUGAAAUAAAAUAUAGGUUCAGUACCA